AUGAUGGACGUCUCAAAGAUAUCCUUUAUUUUACUGUUAGUAGCAUGGAGCGUGCAGGGCGAUGCUGAAGCUCUCGCCUCUAAGACUGGAGGGCAAGAGCCCGAGACCCGAGUGGUGGGUGGCAAAGACGCACCCGAAGGACUUGUGCCACACCAAGUCGCUCUGAAAACAACAAAAGACGGCUGGACUUUCUGCGGUGCUGCUGUCAUCUCCGACAGAUGGAUACUGACAGCUGCCCAUUGUGUCUUAAGUCUUAAACCAUCCGAAUUUACCGCUGUAGUUGGUACAUUAUCGAGAACGAAAGGUGGUACAACGUAUGAAAUAAGCAAACCCCUGCCAUUACCCACAAAGGAUAUCAAGUCUGGAUUGUCGUGUAUACUGAGCGGCUGGGGUAAACUUGGCGAAAGGCGGAACUCACCUGACAAAUUGCAAUAUCUGUAUGUAAAAACAUUAAACAGCGACGACUGUACGCGCUUAAGACGAAACUCCCCAGUCAAAAUAACUUCCAAGCAGAUGUGUACCCUUAACACAUAUGGAGAAGGAACAUGCCAAGGUGAUUCAGGCGGCAGUUUAGUGUGCAACGGCACCUCAGCCGGUAUCGUGUCCUUCAACUGGCCCUGCGCUAAUAAUUUCCCUGACACGUACGCCAACACGUACAAUUACAACUCCUGGAUAGGAGAAAAUACUAAAUCACCCUGA
Pieris macdunnoughi is the source of this 699-nucleotide messenger RNA. Lineage: Eukaryota; Metazoa; Arthropoda; Insecta; Lepidoptera; Pieridae. The record is from the annotation of a GenBank genome assembly.